Silurus meridionalis is the source of this 8705-nucleotide messenger RNA. RefSeq names its product RAB11 family interacting protein 5a (class I) (gene rab11fip5a). Gene Ontology annotation, cellular component: phagocytic vesicle; early endosome; recycling endosome. Lineage: Eukaryota; Metazoa; Chordata; Actinopteri; Siluriformes; Siluridae. The transcript has 6 exons. Gene Ontology annotation, molecular function: small GTPase binding. Gene Ontology annotation, biological process: regulated exocytosis. The coding region runs from base 2693 to 6643 and encodes 1316 amino acids. The record is from RefSeq and is a predicted model, not a curated record.
GUGAAUAGUCCGCAAAUUUGAUGUGUAAAAAAUAGGAAAAAUUAACAAAUGUAAAGGACAUUUUGAUAAAAGCCAAGUUAUGUUAGAUAGAAGCAAACAAAGCAGAUCUUGUGGAGUGAUAUGCAGUGGACAGUACCUACAAAAAGUGAUCCAAGGAAGGACAACUUGAAAACUAGUGACAAAGUCAUUGAUGCAACAGCUAGCCAGUCUGGUUUGACCCUAUAGAGCAGCUACUGUAGCACAAACUUUUAAAAUUGUUAAUGCUGUCUCUGAUUAAAAACAAAGUGCUAGAAUACACAGUGUAUCACAGCUUCAUGCUGUGCAACUGCAAACUGGGCAGAUUGCCCAUGAUGACUUCUGUCCACCACAAAACACGUGGGCCCUUGAGCAUCAGAACUGGAUCAUGAAACAAUGGAGGAAUGUACCCUGUUCUGAUAAUCAUAUUUUCUUUAAAAUGUAAUGGCUGGGUGCAUGUUUAUUGCAUACCUAGGAGAAAGAUGGAACCAGAAAACUAUGGGAAAAAGUCUAGUAGUGUGAUACUCUGGGGAAUAAUCUGCAAAAACCUUGGGUCCUAGCAUUUAGGUGGAUUUUGCUUUAACAUGUGCCACCUCUCUAAUAGCAGUGGUUUCUUUCAGCAGGAUAAGGCACCCUGACUCAAUGUAAAAAUUGUUCAGGAAAUGCUGUGGGAAACAUGACAAAAGAGAUCAAGGUGUUGAUUCAGCCAUUCCCUAGUCAAUCUGAGUAUGUGUGGGAUAUGCUGGACAAACAUCUCUGAUUCAUUGAGGCUCUACGUCAGAACUUAAGCAAUAUGGUGUCUUUUAGCGCCAGAUGUAGCACAGUUCUUGUAAGAAUAGAGCUGUUCUGAUGGCACAAGGGGGACCUACACAAUAUGAGGCAGGUUAUUUCAAUAUUAUGGCUGUUAUUACAUUAAUGAACCUUUAAUCUUAUUUCAAACAAAGGUCCAGUAUUAUUAUAUUGUUAGUUCUUAUUAUGUUGUCAACCUUUGUACAUGUGCAUGCUUGAAUGGCAGCAAACAUAUCAGUGACAGCCGCUUAAGGCCUGUGAAUAAGAGUUGAUUAGGUCAAUGAGUGUGUGCAUGUGUGUUUGUGUAAGAGUGUGGAAUUUCAUUAUGUAGUGCAGCGCUGUGGUUUUGAUCCCUGAUUAGAGAUCUAAUUACCUAGUUUAGACUGUAAGUAGUCUAUUUGCACUUUGGUGCUGGAACUGAACCAUGUUUGGAUUAGUGUGUGCAUAUGUAUAAAUGAAUGUGUGUUUGCAAAUCCUCUCUGUCAGGUGGAGAAAUGUGUGGUCUGGUUCUCAAGUGACAAGGUUAAUUUAAACUCUAAUAAUAGGCUUUUGGAUGUCAGCUUGCAUUUUGUAUCUCUGUGUGUUUGGACCAUAAUGUGCAUCACCCGUGGGAAAAUUGUGACACCAAAACGUGUAUUAGAAAGAGAAUAUAUGGUUCAUUUAACUGGCAUUUAUUAUGCAACAGCUGUGGAUGAUAUGGAUCUCAAAUAAUGAGUGGAUGAAGGGAGGACAUAUCAUCUCUAAGAAUAGCUUCUGUUAAUUGGGAGUAAAUCAAGGACACUCACUGGGGAUUCAGACCUUUCUAUUAAAUUAAGGCCAUUAAAGAGAUGAGUAGAAUUACUGAGAUUAGCAUGAUGGAUGCCUUUAUAUACAUUUUUUUCUCAACUGUUAAAUGAAUUCUUUUUUUUUGGCAAUACUUCUGCUUAUAAUUAAGAGUUUUGUAUAUAGAGGUUAACAAAUGUGUGUCAGUAUUUGCAUUAUAUUUUUCUGUUUUUUCCCCACCAAAUAUUCAGUACAAUAGUAAAUAAAAUAAAGGUUUCCACAAAAAGACAACAAUUUCUGUAAAACAAACAAAUAAAUAAAUAUGGAAUUAAAAGGCAGCAAAUAUUUUUUCUAAUCAUAACUCUGUGAGGGUUUCUUCAGAUGCUGCUAAUGCCUACGUAUUUUACUGUACAUAAUUUUAGAAAUAAAACGAAUGCACAUUUAAAAGUUUGUGUACUAGAAGAAAAAAAGUAAAAAUAAAUAAAUAAAUAAAAAGCAGUAUAGAAAAUCUUAUUUUUUACCUCAAUAUUUGGUUUAAAUGUUGUUCUAAUUUUGGUCAAAUUGUGUGGCAAAAUUUAAUGUUUAAAUGGAAUAGGGAAAAAUACUUUCCAAAAAGAAAUAUAACAGUCUAAGUCAUAUACAAAUAUUCAAUGUCUUUCUCCAAGCCAUGGGCGCUGGACGCUUAACACAAGUUUGCAUACCGGUCCAUCCAGGAGGAAAAAGAAACACGUGUAUUUUAUCCACAAAUUAUAACCCUUUAAUAUCUCUAUUCAAAAAUAAAAAAAUAAUGUGCAUACAGUGAGUUCAUGUAUUCUCUAUUGAUUUCAAAAUUGAUAUGAUCUUCCAACGUGCUGUUUUCAUGAGUCGUAAAAUCUGCCCCUAGCCACGCCCGGGAUCUUUGAUGAUGAUGAUGAUGAUGAGCACCUAAUUACCCUCAGAUGAUGAUGAUAUAGGCGCUGUGGGCUUCAGCUUUCUCUGAAACAUUCUGGGUCUUUGUGCAGUCAGGGCCUGUCUCUGGCUUUUUCACAGGUGGUACAAGCUUAAUUCUAAAACUGGCAAAAAGGAGAAAGAAAGAGGGGAGCUUCAGCUAACUGUGCAGUUCACUCGCCAUAAUCUGACAGCCAGCAUGUAUGACCUCUCUUUGAAGGACAAACCUCGGUCAGCCUUCAUCAGGCUGCGUGAGCGCAUGCGUGCCCGGAAGCAUGGUGGGGAUGAAGAGUCUUCCUCGGCCGUCGUGCCUGGGGGUUACGGGACGUUAACGCGCACGCGAAGCCGUCUGCCAAGUGAUGGUGGUGGUGAAGAAGACUAUGAGGAUGAUGAAGGAGGGGAGUUGAGAAGGAGUAAAAUGAGGAGUUAUUUUCUCCAUGGACGGUUACGCAAGUCUUCUGACACGCGCUCUAGCACGUCUUUAGGUUCGGAAAGCAGCGAGUCGUCUUCUAGGGGGGGCAGCCUAAGUCCAACUGCUGGCAUCAGUGUAGUGGUCUCUGACCUCUCCAAUUCGCCAAGUAACAGCAGCAACCUGACUGCAGACAACAGCCCAGAGCACACAGUAGCUCCCUCACCACUAGUCUCACCUGUCAAAAGUGUGUUUGAUGAGGUGUGUGACCUUAGCAUCUCAGUGCCUCAUUCCUUGACCACUGACAUUGAUGCCCCCAUUCUCCUGCCCUCUGUAUGUGUUAAUGGAAAUCCAGUGGAAACCUCUCCUCUAACUCACCAACCCCCCUCACUGGUACUACAACAGCCAAGGCUACAGAUAGAGACCCAACAAGAAUCACAGCAAACUCCUCAGUCAAGCCCACCAGAGAAAAGCAAAUCUACUCAGGCCCAAACAGCCCAGCACUCAGAAAUCAAACCUCAAUCCAGUUUAGAGUUUCAGAUUCAGCAGCCUAAAGUGGAAUCUAAAUCUAAGCCUGACGUGCAGUUCCCUGCAUUAGGGCUGCUGCAGAAGGGGUCUGCACUCUCUCUGUCGUUGCAGAACCUCUCUCGGCAUAAAGAGAAACAGCAGGGCGGCGGGCCUGUAGAUGGCCGUCGCUGGUCUUUUGACAAACCAGGAGAGGAGGAGAAGGCGGCCAUUGCUGCUGCACUGGAGCAUGCUGGGCUGAUUGCCGAUGAACCAGUGAUUGAGAAGGUUGCGUCUGUAAGUGAGAGAGAUGUUCAGGGCAAGAAGAAGCGAAGCUUGUUCUCUCAUGCACGAGGAGAAAAAGAGGAAAGUGGUCCUGUUCAGCCAGCUGCAGAGGGAAGACACAGAGGCUGGUUCAGCUCUAAGGACCCAUACAGUAAACCAAGCUCAUCCAUCUAUCAACCUGAAGUGCCUGCAUCCAGACCAAGAAGCCACACCCCUCCUUUACACUUAGAUGAAGCUGGAAAUGCAAAAGGAGCCCUAAUGGAUGGAUCAUCAGAUAAUCUAACCAGUUCUUUUUGCAGAACUAAUGUGUCUGGUGACUCUUACAAAUAUACUCAGUGGGAUGAUUUCAUUGAUGGUCGACUAAAGCUAAACUCGAAGAUUAAUAGUCAGAUGUUGAAUGUGCUUCCUUCUUGCUCAAUUGAACCAACAAAUCCAACUCCCACUUGUGCUGAAGGUGACCUUCAAUCUCAUGUUGAAGCUGAAGCUAAAUUUGUACGCUGUAGUAUGCAGAAGGUUGAUCUCUGCGAGUUUGUUUCUCGGGAUGCUUUAGAAUCCGAAAUUGACUCCUCAUUGCCUCAAAACUCAAGCAUAGAGUUCUCUGAACUCAAUGCUUUAGCAUGCCCUUACCCUACACUUCCAGAAUUUACAAUUAAUAAUGAUAAAUUCAGCGCAGUCUCAUUUUUCCAAAAGAAUACAUCAAAUGCAAUGCCUGUGUCAUCUGUGACACUUGAACCCUCAGCACCCAAUUCUGAAUCACCUGGAUAUUUAGCCCGGGGUGAAAAGUCUGAAGACAAAACUAGAAAAUCUAUGUCUUCUGAGAGGCAAACGGAUGAUGAUGACGCUAAAGGGUCUGUUGAAAUCCAGAAUACAUCUCUGUUUUACAGUAAUUUUGAUAUUCUGGAAGAACUUUCCAUUGUGGCACCUGAAUCUUCAAGCAGGAGUUGUAAUGUCCCAAAGUGCCUACCAAAAGAACAGAAGAACUUUGAAUCGGAAGGUGAUCUUGGAACAGGAGAUGGAGAUUUGGAAUUGGUGGCGUCUCCUAUUAAAGAAAGAACAUGCUUGGAUGUCAUUCCAGCAACAUAUACAUUAGGGUUGUCUAUUCCCUUAGGACCCAGUGCGUCUGUGUUGCAAGGAAAACUGACCAUAGAAAAAGAUCCUACAGGUAAUCCAGUGUGUGAACCACUGAACAAAAGUGAAGUUAAUUUUGAAGAGGAAGGUUUUUAUCGCAAGAACUUGAAUGUUCUUAUGGAUUCUGCUUCUACUAACUCAAGCAACAUGUCACUUGAAAGGGAUAAAUGCAGUGAUUCAUCUAGUAAUCUAUCGAAGGGAUUUUUCAAGAAUAACAGUUUACCUGAAACUACUGUCCUAAAACACUGUGAGGUGGAGACACCAAAAGGUAACAGAAACAUACUAUCUUCACCACUGUCUCCCAAGAAUGUGCUCUCUGAUAGCCUGUAUAAGAGUGUAGAUUCGGAGCAAUACCUAACAUGUAUGUCACAGCAUACUUCUCUUGCUGUAUCUCAACUCUCUCCAGUGGCCACUCUGGAAAAUUACACAUUUCAAGAAGCCAACCUAAAAUCCGGUUUAACCCAGGACAUUUUGACAACAAAUGACUUCUCUCAAAGGAUCAUAUUGAAACUGCAGCAAGACCCAGCUGAGAUUUCCCAAAAAGCUUCACCAAAAAUGUUGAAAUUUACAAAAUGUGUUGCUUCCCAGAACACUUUAGAAAAAGAGGUCAUAAUGGAUACUGUUGCAAAUGGAUCAAUACAAAAAUACAAUCCCCCAAUGGACUCUGUUAUGAAACAAGAUUUGCUACAUGAAAGUAUGCCUGAUGUCUUAGACAUGAUGCCAAAAGCAGGGGAAAAUCUUUUAAUGUUAGAUUCUCAUAUGUAUAGGGAUGAUAUUUCCUCAGCUCUGCCUCAUCGGUUUCACCAAGUGCAAUGUUCUGAUGCUUUAGAGGACCUGGAGCUUAUCACAGAUUUUUGUCAGUCACCUGAAAAUAUGUGCAAUUCUGAUUUUGCAUUCAAGCCAAACUCUAGCAUUAUUCACGACUUGGUUAAAACAGAUUUGCCCCUGGAGAAUGUGUUUGUGGCCCAACAUGCUGUGACACAUUCUGUUGGCACAAGCCCUGUCGCAUAUCCUGCACCUAGGGAGACUUUCACAAACAUGGAAUUGUGUCUUGAAGUAUCACAACGAAUUAAAAAUGCACAAGAAACAAGUACAACAGCUUUUGUUUCUCAAGGGGAGUAUUUGGACAUUGAUGUAAACUGGUCUACUAGUCAACCACCACCCCCUGAACCCGCAGUGGUGGGCAGGCAAACUUCAGGGCAUGAUCAAUUGAUGAGCUCUCCAUUAUCUUUGCUUGACCUCUCACCACUUGCUGCAUCUACACCGCAUGUGGCCGAAGAGAUUACUAGUAUGCCAUUGUUCCCCUUUCCUGUGCCCUCUGUCACAGCAAAAUUGCAGCAUACUGCACUGGCUACUGACGCUUUUCCAACUUUGCUUGCUGCAUCACAUAAUUCUUUUCCUCAGAAAGAACAUCAGGUAGACGGUCAUCUAAGCAGUCCACAUCUAGUGAAGCCUUUGACACCUCCAGAUGAGAAGAGAUCAGAAGGACGGUCUGUGCUGGAGAAGCUCAAGUCCACCAUUCAUCCAGGUCGAAGUCAUCAAGGAGACCAGGAACCUGACAAGAAGCUCUUGGUGGAAGGUGGAGGCUCCUACUACCAUCUGAACCACAGUGAACUGGUGUCACUCCUGCUACAAAGGGAUGCAGAGCUCCAACAUGAGAGGGAAGAGUAUGAGCGCAGUGGCCUUCUGCUAGAGAAGCGGGAGAUGGAGAUAAAGAAGAUGAAAGUUUUAAUCAAAGAUCUAGAGGAUUAUAUUGACACUCUGCUAGUCCGCAUUAUGGAACAAACACCUGCACUGUUGCAAGUCCGUUCCAAAAUAAAAUGACCCAGUAGAGUCAGUAAACAUUUCACUGUCACUUCACAAAUCUUCCACAAUCCCUAGGCAGAAGUUGCAACCCUGCACUGCUACUGCAACCAUGUAAAUGUAGAAUGAAACAUUAUUGUACAGGCACAGGAAAGAUUAAUAUCUAGCAUUCUUCGCUGUCUCAAAAUACAGUGUCGACCUAUUUGAGCCUCCAAUAUCCCUUGCUCCCACUAUUCUAAUAAGAAUUUCAAAGAAAUUUCACAUAGUUGCUCACUUUCCCUAAACAAAUGUGUGAGGGGCAUCUGUCCAGCUAGUUACCAAAGCUGCCUGUCACUUAAAGGAAAGUACGGUCUGGUUUUUGGAAACGUGUGUGAAUAGUCUUUGCUGCUUAAAGUAAUGCAUAAGCCAACUUUUAUUUUUUUUUGUUCUUCCAUUCCUCGCACAUUGAUGGGACCCGUCUCAUUUAAGCUCAUAAAACUAUGCUGCUUGAACAGGCUGAUUCUAUAGACAUUGUUAGAGAAAAAAAAAUUGCUGCGAACGAAAGCAGAAUCGGUCAGUUCACAUCUGCUUGUGCCUCAUGUCAUGUCUUCCGCACUUUACUGAGAAACAUAAGGGUAGAGGCACACACUAACAUGCUGGCUUCCCAGUCUAUGUUCGUCAACCAGUCCCUCUUUCCAUUCUGCACGAGCUAACAUGCACACAUUGCUGCCAGUGCUUUCAGGUGUAACGAACAGGAUAUAUACCGUUCUAACUGCAUAUAUGCCACUCUGGUGAAAUGCCAAAUGCUGCCUUAUCAUAUGUCUCUGUUCUGUUAUUGGUGAAACCAUCACUUUUCAGCUAUGUACCUUUCUGUGAGUUGUGACUGUAAGGGACUGUGUGUUCAGACCUGAUUGCCAACAGACUGUUAGGGUAAAUCGGGUAAUGUCAAAGGCUAUUACUGCCUCAGUGUUGAGCGAUGAACAAACAGUACUGUCUAUAAGAGAGGUGGAUGAUUAUGGAAUACUUAAUGUACGAACUUGCUAUAAUUCAGUGUCCCAGUAUUCCCAGUGCAGCCAUGGCUCCGGCCUGUGUCAAUGUGCCUGCAGUGUUACUCUGAUGUUACUCGGAUGUUUCCACUAUCAGUGUUUUUCACAGUGUAGCACCAUCUGUAGUUGUGUGGUAGCGGCCUGUGUAACAGCACUUUUAAGCCACACGUACACUUAAUUAAAUGGUUCUUCCUCAAAAGCAUAAGUACUGAGCGAACACAAAUACAUGCACAUAUACACUGCACUAGCUCAUUCUCUGAACCUAAGAUAUUUACAGUAUUCAUGUGCUACUGUAAUUCUUCUAGUCCAGCUAAGCUAGAAAAUCAGAGAUCUAUAUAUAACAUGUAACUUGUCAGAAAACAUAUAAUUAGAAUCAUUUAAGGUUUUAAAUCCUCUAUAUUGACUUUUGAUCUCUAGCUCUUAGGUUGUGCUUGAUGUAAAGUGAGUGAUUUAGACUGGUAUGGUACCGUGUCGUUUGAGUGGACUCGUGGCAUAUUAAUGUCAGUCAGAGACUAAAGUUUACAAUUCUUAAUAAACCUCUUGUUUUAUCUUUGUCCUUAUUUAAAGAAUAUAAUAUUUAUGCUUUGGUUUCUUUCUAUUUUUUUUUUACAAAUUAAUUUGCUGUUCCAUUGAAGUUAUGUAAAGUUCUAUUAUCUGUUCUAAACUCACAUUUGUGUCACAAUUACUUUCUCACUUUUUGCUGUUUAUUUUUGUCCUUUUAGGCUUUACCACCUUUUAUUUUUAAUGCCCUGUUUUGAGAAUAAGCUGUUCGAUCAAUCUAUGACGAUGUUCUUUGAGAUGUUUUCACAUUUUCCCCUUAGUCUUUUAAUGUACUGUAGAAAGCAAUAGUGCCGAGUGCUAGAGAACUGUGAAAAACCAGAUGCAGCCUGCAGUCCAGUUAGGAGGUACAAGUGCCCUUGACUUAAUGUCAUGUUAUAGAAUGUGUUGGUGGAAUGAAUAUAGAAUAUUUUAAUUGUUAAUUUGGUCAUUAAAGCUGCAUUUCUGUAGCAGAACCUCUGGUAAGUUUGUUUGAAAAUAAAAAACAUUAUUUGUGUUUA